UCUGUUUUCUCUCAUGUCAUUUCUUUACUAUUUGAUUUAAGACUUGGUUUAUUUUUGAAUUCAUAUAAAAUGCAUUAACGGUGAAAUUUGCAGCACAUGGAAAAUUAAAUAAACUUAUCUUUUUGUGGACUUAGUGAUCAACAGACAGACAAUAACUCAGUCUGUCUGUCUGUUAUAUACUCAUAUUGCCUAGUACCUGAUACUCAGAUAAUAGAGCAUGUGAAAAAAAUGGGAAACAUUUUUACUCUACAUAACGUCUAAAUGGGUUCAACUGUUUUAUCUUCAUAAUGAUUAAACUUUUCCGUCUCUUUCCUCUUUAUCGUCACCUUUUUGUUUUCAGGAUGGUUCACGAACCACAGAGGUUAUCUUUAAAGCCUUUCUUCCAAAAGGUUGUGAUUGCUGAAUUCAUUGUUGGCUUCCUUCUCCUGGUUGACAGCUGCAAAGGUGAGUCUCUGGAGACGAAGCGUCCUCGGCUCGUUGCAGCGAUGGCCGGUGAUGACGUGGUUUUACCGUGUCACCUGGGAGUUACUGUGAACCCCGACGAGUUGGUGGUGGAAUGGGGGAGACUGGACCUCAAUCCCAGAUUUGUGUUUAUGUGGUUUGAAGGGAGUGAAAAUGUAAAUGAGAAAAACAUCGCAUACAAGGGAAGAACGUCUGUGUUCACAGACAGACUGAGAGACGGAGACGUUUCAUUGAGGCUGACGGCUGUAAAACACUCUGACAACGGCAGAUUCAGAUGCUACAAUCCUAGAGAUUCAAGAAUAUUCUGUUGA
Molecule: messenger RNA, 773 nt
Organism: Xiphophorus couchianus (Monterrey platyfish)
Lineage: Eukaryota; Metazoa; Chordata; Actinopteri; Cyprinodontiformes; Poeciliidae
Product: butyrophilin subfamily 1 member A1-like
Exons: 2
Coding region: 288-773 (161 amino acids)
Source: RefSeq, a predicted model, not a curated record